Molecule: messenger RNA, 999 nt
Organism: Larimichthys crocea (large yellow croaker)
Lineage: Eukaryota; Metazoa; Chordata; Actinopteri; Sciaenidae
Gene: bud31
Product: BUD31 homolog
Exons: 4
Coding region: 119-553 (144 amino acids)
Biological process (GO): mRNA splicing, via spliceosome
Cellular component (GO): spliceosomal complex; nucleus
Source: RefSeq, a predicted model, not a curated record
AAGAGACACGAGCGUUUUGAGUCCACGACGAAUUGCAGCGACGGAGCUGAAGAAACGAAAACAUCGUGUUUGUUCGUUUGUUCGUCUUUGUUCGCGUUUUGUACGAAAACAGAGCAACAUGCCCAAAGUGAAGAGAAGUCGGAAGCCACCUCCAGACGGCUGGGAGCUGAUUGAGCCCACUCUGGACGAGCUGGAUCAGAAAAUGAGAGAAGCUGAAACAGAGCCUCACGAGGGAAAGCGAAAGGUAGAGUCCCUUUGGCCAAUUUUCAGGCUGCACCAUCAGCGGAGUCGAUACAUCUACGAUCUGUUCUACAAAAGAAAAGCCAUCAGCAGAGAGCUGUAUGAGUACUGUAUAAAAGAGGGCUAUGCAGACAAGAACCUGAUUGCAAAGUGGAAGAAGCAAGGCUACGAGAACCUGUGCUGCCUGCGCUGCAUCCAGACACGAGACACCAACUUCGGAACCAACUGCAUCUGCAGAGUCCCCAAGAGCAAACUGGAAGUCGGAAGGAUCAUUGAAUGCACCCACUGUGGAUGCAGAGGAUGUUCAGGCUAAGCGCAGUUUUCAGACGUCCGGUCUAUUUUCUGUUGGCCGUCGGGGCUCACCCAGCUUCCAUCUCUCACAUCCAGCAAAGCAACAUCGUCUUCAGUCACCUGCAUCAGAAACAAAUCACCAUCAUCCUCAGCUGUCCUGACAGGGGUCAUUAUUUCACACUCUACUCCUUUUUUCCGAACAGAGUGGAGCAAAGAAGAAAACACUGAGAGGGGCCAUAUCGUGUUAGCUGCAUUUAUUUUUCUGUUUUUAUAUUUUUUACACUCAACUCCAGAAGUUGAGGUUAGAGCUGUUUCUGCAUCAGGCCUGUCAUUCCAUCAAGUCAUACCCACUGUGAAGCUCAUUUAAAAUUCUAAUGUGUUUCAUCUGAUUUAAUGAGAGGCUGGGACGAAACUGAUUUUUGUUUUGAAAUGUCAUUUUAAACCUUAAAACUGUUUCUUCAUCGUUGU